AUGGAUAACGCCGGCAACCAAUCGUGGGGAAGCCUCACGCUGAGCUUGGUUAAACGCUUUCGCACCCCAUUUAUUCAGAAUCUACAAAGCCCGGCCAGGCACCACCAACUACCGAACCCACACCCUUCGCCCACGCCAUCACCUUCGAGAACACAGGAAGAACAGUCCCAGAACUCCAAAAAGCCAGGAUACUUCGCCAUGGAUUCAGAAGGCUCAGCCGUGCUGCAUCGUAACCUACAGCACCAGUUUCUGCGUCUUACACAUGGAAGCAAGAGCCGGCUGUUCUUGGAGGACGGCCGAAGCAUCAUAGAUGCUUCUGGCGGUGCAGCGGUGGCUUGCAUCGGGCAUGGUGACGCCCGCGUACGGGAUGCCAUGGCGGCGCAACUUGACAAAGUCUCAUAUUGCUCAACCAUGUUCUACACCACUGACGUGUACGAGCAAUUGUGUAAGCAGCUUAUCCAAUCGACGCAUGGGCAGAUGUCCAAGGUGCUCAUCGUCUCGUCUGGGUCGGAAGCGAUGGAAGCUGCUAUGAAACUUGCACGACAAUACUUCCUUGAAAAACCUGACUCAGAGCCUAAGAGGGUCAAUUUCAUCGCACGCCACCUAUCUUACCAUGGCACAACCCUUGGAAGCUUGUCCAUGGGCGGUCACGUCUUCAGACGAGCAAAGUUCGAGCCGAUGCUCCUGAAGAAUAUAUCAAGGGUCUCACCUUGCUUCGCAUACAGAGGGCAAGGGCAGGAUGAGAAUGCUGAAGCGUACGUUGCAAGGCUCGCAGAGGAGUUGGAUAAGGAAUUCCAGCGCCUUGGCCCAGAAACGGUCUGCGCUUUCGUGGCCGAGCCAGUCGUUGGUGCUGCACUUGGAUGCGUACCAUCUGUUCCUGGGUACUUCAAGGCCAUGAAACAAGUAUGCGAAAAGCAUGGCGCACUUUUGAUUUUAGAUGAAGUUAUGUGCGGAAUGGGACGUACUGGGACACUUCAUGCCUGGCAACAAGAAGAUGUUGUCCCAGACAUCCAAACAAUGGGAAAGUGUCUUGGUGGGGGUUAUCAACCUAUCGCCGGGGUGCUCGUUAACCACAAAGUCAUAGAUGCUCUAUCUCAGGGCUCAGGGGCUUUUGUUCACGGUCACACUUAUCAGGGGCACCCGGUUGCUUGCGCUGCGGCACUUGAAGUCCAGAAAAUCAUCAGUCAGGAUCAUCUGCUCGAAAACGUUCGAGAGAUGGGCAAGCUGCUCUCAGAAGGUCUGAUUCGACGGUUAUCGUCGCAUCCCAACGUAGGCAACAUCCGUGGACGAGGGCUGUUUUGGGGGAUCGAGUUUGUUUCCGAACAGUCUACCAAGAAGUCAUUUCCAAACAAGGCCGGCGUCGCCAUGGGGAUCGCCGAACUCGGUUUGACCGAGUCCUACGGUAUUGCGGUCUAUCCUGGCACCGGCACAGUCGACGGUAUUAGUGGAGAUCAUGUUAUAGUGUCACCACCGUACAAUACCACCGCGGACGAGAUUGAAGAGAUUGUGGGCACAAUCGAAAGACUUGUCAACGACUACUUCAAGGAGAAGAAAAUCGCUUGCUAA
Messenger RNA from Neoarthrinium moseri, 1566 nucleotides. RefSeq lists its product as uncharacterized. Gene Ontology annotation, cellular component: cytosol. Gene Ontology annotation, molecular function: transaminase activity; pyridoxal phosphate binding. The record is from RefSeq and is a predicted model, not a curated record. Lineage: Eukaryota; Fungi; Ascomycota; Sordariomycetes; Amphisphaeriales; Apiosporaceae. Bases 1 to 1566 code for a protein of 521 amino acids. The transcript is spliced from 5 exons.